AUCUUCUGUUAGGUCAAUCACGUCGGUACCAAUUCCCUUGCUUGGAGCCUCAAUCCGCACCUCGGCCUUGCUUGAACUCGGCACUGAGGCCUGGCUUCUUGAUCCAAAAUACGUCUGCCUUGGAUGAUUGUUUUCCUUCUCCCAUUGAUCAUCGUCAUCAUCAGUUUCUGACAAAGUCAAAAGCUCCAGCUUUCCCGGUGGCUUGUUGGGCUGAUCAAAAGCCUUGAAAGCGUUGAAUUUCGAGGGUGCCGAUGCGGAUGACUGCGUGUGUUUGGAGACAGAAUUAACUUUCCCUCGAAUGGUGGAGUCCGGUGUCGAUGGGGUUUGCGGUUUUACUCGUUUCCGGAUCUCUCCAGGGCUGUUGGGCUGUUUCCGCUUUCCAGCAGUUUUUCCGUUUCGCACCACCUUUUGUGUCCUUUCGAAAAGUUGCGGAAGCACCCUGUGCAUUAAAGCGCGAGGUACAUACUCGAACUUGACUAGGUAUACCAAAAGGCGAGAAUUUGACCUCUAUAAAGCUCGAUUCAUCCUGGGCAUUGUCAGGUUUGUUCCGUUUUCUCACGAUCUUGAUCCCAUGAGGGUUGUUAAUGCCGUCAAGCUCGGUCGCUUUCAAGAGCCACCGUGUCAGGAAGAUGGGAGCUACAUGAUCCAUCUUCAGUUCGUCGAACUCGUGACGUGGGCGUCCUUGAACAAACGAUAGCUUGCCUAGGUCCAUAUCAUUGGAGACUCGGGGCUGCCAAUAGUUUCGCAGAACUUCGUAGCGUGGAAAGUCGAGGGGAACAAUCACUGAUCUCCCCUUCGGAUAUUGGGCCAACUCUUGCUCCAACUGUACCCGCCAUGCUUUGCAAUCCGAUUGAUUCCUACACUGAACCAGGCUUCGAGCGAGACCACCCCGUAUUAUCUGUUUGGCCAGCUCGCGACCGCAUCCAAUCAAGCCCUCACCAUAAUCGCCGCCGGCUACAACGGCAUAAAGCACAAGAGCCUCGCGGUCAAAUCCGAGCUCGCGGUGAAGAUCAUCAAUGCGCAAAGUUUCGGCUGUGUGCCAUUCUUUCCCUUUCAAGCCGCGGUGAUAGCGCAACAUCAGGCUGCAGCCAAACAUAAGAGCAUCUGAGUCCUCAGACCACACGGCGUCAACAAAUCCUUUCAUUUGCAACAUUGCACACUCCGCUUCCGCUUCGCCAGGAGCUUGAUAAAAGGGGAUGCUCAAUGCUUUCAGCGUCACGAAGGUCCCUGUUGAGUUCGUGUCCCAUUGGUAUACCCCUACCAUUGAAGCCACGCGACUUUUUGGGGGCGCGAUGUUCUCCGUCGAAGAUGAACAGCAUUU
Periconia digitata is the source of this 1321-nucleotide messenger RNA. NCBI's taxonomy places the organism in Eukaryota, Fungi, Ascomycota, Dothideomycetes, Pleosporales, Periconiaceae. The record is from the annotation of a GenBank genome assembly.